AGGUAAGAAAUGUGAAGUGGUAAGACUGAUUUUAAGCUCUUGUUUACAGACUUUACCCGAUUGUGUGAUGCCAGCAUUUGUGGAUAGCAUGUGUGAAGUGGUAAGGCAAAGGAAAAACAAUUAGCAUCAGCCUACUUUACCGACUGUUUUUACACUUUAAAUGCUCAGAUGCUAGCCAGUUGGCGAGGGAUCCCUUCAAUAUCUAACUAUCUGAGAAAGCAUGUAUUGGCAGGGUUUUGGAUGAGCUUGUAAAAGUGUUUGUAUGCUCUCUUUUGUUUUGUUGAUUUGUUCUGCCACUUAGACCAGCAUGCAAGCAGUGCAUUUUACUAGUUAGGACACACUAAGGGAGGCAGUUUCCCCUAUGGCUUUAAAUAUCCCUGUGUCUGCUGCCACUGGAAGGGGUGGUAUGAGCCACGCUUCCUGCCACCUUACUCAUACCAGUCCUAGCACUGCUGCUUGGGUGAGCAAAGGAACUGCUCUGCCUCACAAAGUCCAUUCCAGUUGGAUCAAGUCUCUGCUCUGGCUGCUGGCACAGUGAUGUCAGGAAAAGAUGACAUGAAGAAGACAGAACUACCGUUUUCGCUCCAGUCUAAUCCAAUUGCAGUUUCACAGUCAGUGUAAUCCAAUCAGAAAUUAUGUGUAUAUUGAUUACAUGCUGUGUUCUUGCACAUUUUACAGAGACUUCUGUGCCGCUUUGUUUAAUUAUCCAAAUGUUUUUGUGAGUUUUGGAUUGAAAAUUUCAGGAUGAUUAUUUUUGGUUUUAAUUUACAUGGUGGCUGAUAAUUCAAGAAACAUGCUUAUAUUUCCAACAUAAUUUUUAUUCUGGGAUUGUUCAUGCUUAGCUACAAUCUAGAUGAGGAUUAUUUUGGAAUUGUAGAGCGUAUUCAUGCAGCCUUUUUUCCUGAUCACUGCAGUGUGGAUAUCAUGGUGUAAGCAAAUAAUAUCCUUUGUGCUUCAAUGAUCUCCAGUCUCGAUUUCAAUUUCAGCAAGAUGUGCACGCUUUAUUACAUUUCAAACUGAAAUCUUUAAGAAAUAGCCCUAAACAAGGGAGGCUAUCAUAUUGAGUAUAUAUAUUACAUAUUGAUUUCACUGCACAUAUGUGGAUGCAUAUAAGCAUCUUUUGUGAUCUUGAACAGUCACAAAAGAUACUACUUAAGAUGGCAGUAGGUGUGUAAGCCUACUUCUUGAGCUGCUAGUGCCUCUAAUUUAAAAUUUCCUAUACACUGAAGUAUAGCGUGCCCUAGAGAAUGGAUGCAAUUUAAAACUGCUUUUCAGAAUGCAGUAGAGAUUGCGAGAAUUGAUGUGGUUUUUAUCAUGUGUGUUCAAAAGAUCCUUCUUUAGAAAACGUACAAACUUGGCUAACAGCAUUCUAUGACAUGCUUCAGCCUAUGUCAUCAAACCAACAGAAAUUCUCAGCAGAGUGUAAGGUAGCAGAUUAUUCAGCAAGAAAAGAAAUAAGGUGGUGUGGUUCCCAGAGCAAUCGAAAUUUGGCCAUUUUGUAUUUUAUAUUGGGGCAUAGAAAUUACACAGCGUACAGAACUUUUACUCCUAAACAAAAGUUGAUAAGGAAAUAGUUAAUUGCCUUUCAGUUUUGCAGUUAGUGUACACACCCACCAGAUGGAGCUUCUGGCACCAGUGGAAAAUUCCAGAAAUUGAGCAAGAAUGAGAAGUGUGUGAAUGACUUAGAAGAUCCCUGUCUGCUGGACUGCAGAAGAUAUUUUUUUAACCUUUAAAUAAAAUACGAAUGGAAAGUAAGACAUACCAGCUCUACUGAUUCCUUUCACUAGACCUGUCUUCCGUAGAAGUUUUUCCUCCGAUGGGAAGUUGGAGUUCUUAGUGCAAGAGUUGCCAAGCUGAAGCUAGACAGUAAGCUCCAAAAGAAAAGAGAUAAAACAGUUUCAUAAGCCCUUGCUGAAAGUUGCAUAUAACCACUGAAAUGGCGUGUUAAGGUUUUUAGCCUAAGACUUCCCUCCAAAGGAUUUUAAGUCGGCUUUUUUUUAGUACCACAUUUUAGAUGGACUUAACUCCUCCCCUUGAAGGAGUAUUUACACAUGAUGCCCAGAGAAGUGGUGUGAAAUGGUCCUUUUUGUUUGACAUAGAACUUGACAUUUUUUUUGAAGGUAGCUGAUUAAAUCUCUGAAGUGAUUUUUCUACAUUGUUAAAUUCUUUUUUUGACAAAGGGACUUUUAAGAAAUUGACUGUGAGGGUGAGUUGGGGUGAUUUCAUGUGCACAGUGCUGCACAAGUUUUAGGAUGCUUUGAUGAGAUAGCAAAAUACAUUUGCUGAUUUCCUUCAAUUCCAAUAAUCACAGUUUUAAAACAUGUCAGGUUUUUCCAGGGGAGUUGAUUUGGGUUUUCUGUUCACUUUGUAUUUUUCUAGUGCCUAGUCCUGUUUUGGAUAUAGCCUCAAGUUAAAGGACUUUGGAUAUAGAUACAGGUUAAAGAGCCUAGGGCAUUGUGGUCUCUGAUAUGCCAGUUUAAGGUUGAAUUUAAGUGCUGGGUCUAACACAGCAGCUGUGCAUGCAGAAUUACCUAGUUGGAGUUAGAGGUGUUUGUUAGGCAGAAGUUAGCUGGAGACCAUCAUGUUACAUGGGCAGAAGCUUGGUGUUGCAGAUGGUUGAGCUGAUAAGGCCGAGGAGGUGCUCGCUGUUUAAAAUGUUGCCAUGAGAAUGGAGUGUGUGCUGUUACAAAACAGCCUCCAUCCUAGGAUUAUAGUGGGCUUGAAAAAUGAGCCUUCAGAUGUCUGGCAUUUCAGAUGUGCUGUUAAACUGCAAAUCUCAUUACGUUCACAGGAGAUGGGGGUGCACAGCCCUCUGAAAACUAGGCCAGCCAGGCUUAAAAAAGGAAGAAAGAGAGGAGUCCAACAGAAGAAAGUGAAUGCUUCAAGUAAGCCAGUGAUAGAUGCGUUGGGAGUAGACUCUACAUUCACUCAGUGCAGGGAGGGGAGAUGCUUAAUUGCAUCUCUUACCUUUUCAAGGAAGUUUUAGGUAGUUUUUCAUUCUUCCAACUACUCUGUUCUCCCUGAUGGUUCUGUUCCUGGUAUUUUUGAUUGGCUCACUUUUCCCUGAGAUACCUUUCUGCUUCCUACUGCUCUUCCUUGCUCAGCUGUCCUGGAAUUGUCAGGUCCCAGAGUUGCAGCUUCCACCUUGCUGCAGGGACAGGCCAUCGUUGUCCUCAUGUGAAUAUAGAGUAUUAUACGCCAUCAUACUAUAUAGCAUCAUUUAACCUGCAUGCGUGAGGAGGCUGCUUUUCUAUUGCUGUGGGAACCAUAGGUUAAUUUUCUUGUAUUUUCAGAGAUUUCACUCUAUGUUGCACUAACAGCCUUCUUUGCAAAUCUGCUUCAUGGUUGGCUUUUUAGAGCGUGCUAUUAAAUGCAGUUAUCUGGGCAAGUCAUUAAAAGUAGACCUUAUUUUAAAUGCAGUUGGAAUAGGGAGAUAAAAAGCACAGUAUCAAGAAACUAACAGUCUUGUUUCAUUUCAUCCAGGAACAUACAGCUGCUGUCAGCUCUCAUAUAUGCUACUAUGUUGCGCUGUAAACCAAGAACUUCUUCAACCUAAAAUACUAGCAAAAUAAGGGCUGAAGUAAAAGAAUUUUGGGUUAUAUAAAGUCAGAAAAAAUGCCAGAUGCUUGGUGAUUCUCAUCAGUGACACAAUGCAGGGAAAUAAUACUCAGUCUUCGGGAGGCCCAGUAUGGGAUGAAGUACUUCCCUGGGCUCAGUAUUUGUAUUUUCAGACUGAUACGCUGAUUGUCACUGAUCUGCUCUCUGUCCUCAUCCAGAAGUGUGCUUUCUGCAGUGAGGAUUGCAGGGGGGAGAGGGGCAAUCUGCACUUGACAGAGAUACAGGGGCACAAAUUCUACUUUCUAACUGGAAAAUAAUCUGUUAUGAAACAAAAUAACCCAGCAUCCUUACCUGUUUGAAGAUAUGGCCAGUAGUCUUGUUAAAGCUUAUAGAAUAUUCAGUUUUGCCUCAAUGUGAAGUAUUUUAACAAUUUUGUCUUUUUAAGUUUCUUACAACAUUUUAGUAUCUUCUGCUGAAGAAAAACAAUCAGUACUUUAAGCUGUGGAUGUUUUGAGUAAUCAACAGGGAUUAAAGUCUAACAAUUUUAAACAGUAAAAACCUUUACUACUUGGAAAAGGAAUUAUAAAUGGCUCAACAAAUUUUGGUUUUAUAAACUUCAGAUUUGGUUGUUCCAGACCUCAUGAUGCUAAUGUUAUGUCUUGUGUUUCCAGUCUGUUCAAGACUGAGUUUCUGUCCAUGAGUGAUGUGAGUUGAAGAGGUAUCAGCAUAAUCAUUUACAUGCCAUUACCCAGAAGGGUUUGCUUCACAUCCUCCUACUAGCAGCAUUGUAGCUGAAAAUCUUAAUCUGAAUACUUCCCAAAUGAAUGUGUGUCCCUAUGGUUGUGGCUGACAGCCAUGUCACCUUUUGAUCUCCCAUAGUCUUGUAAUUUAAGGUGGGACUGUAUUUGUAUGGGAACCUUCUAGGAAAAAUUAGCUGUACAAGGGAGUGCUGUUGGGAUUUUACUAAGUGUACCUCAUCUGUACAGGGUGUAGCUGUGCUGCCGGUUCUGAUAGCUCAGAUGAGGUGUCAACUGAGGUCCUAAGCACUUCAGUCAAAAUGUUAUACAAAGUGUGAAUAGGAGCAUUCCUCUCUGUAUCCGGCUGGAUUUCUGAAUUGGGUCAAUUUAAUUGAAAUCUGAGCACCGAGAUAUUCCUGAGGUAGCAGCACCCAGCGGAAUCUGUUGUUUAAGCCACAAACCUGCUAAAACUUCCUGCAGCACUGUUAACUUGCUGGAGUGCACUCUACAGUAGCUCCCUGUCAGUAAAGGUACCGUAAAUGUGGUUUAUAAUUAGCUUCGGAGUCCUUCGCAAUGAAACGUACGUUAUAAAUGUAAGAUUGCCCUUAUUACAUUUCUUAUCUCUUGUCUUUAACACUUUGUUUUGUACAGCAGGAUAUGAUCCUUCUUCUAUGUCCGGGCUUUGGCCUCACACAGUAGGUGUAAUAUAAUCGCUGAGGUGGGCGUUCUGGAAGGAGAAUUAUUUUUGGAGGCUUUUGCAUGAAACUUGUCCAAUGAGUCUGAGACGCCCAAGCACCAUUAAUUUUGGAGGUACAGCAGCAGCUCAUGAUGCCCCGUAAAGCUUUUCUUUCCCAGAAAGAAAAGCAGGCUCGUGCCAGGGAAAGGGAUAUGUUAAAAAAGAGGAGGAGGCGACAAGACUAUCUCAAAAGAAGCGUGGAGCCGCAGAAAAAUGCAGAAACAAUAAAAUGGCACAGGGAUGAUGAGAAGAGGAGAGAAAAUGAGCAAGUUAAGGACAAAGAUAUCAAGAAGCGGUGGAGACAGGAUGAGAGAGAACGACGAAAGAAUGUGGACGCUAUGAAUUGGCGCAGGGAAGAUGAGAAGAGGGAAAAUGAGCGAGAAACUAUGUUCCAACUUCCUGUCAACAACCUUGGCAGUUUAAGAAAGGCCCGGAAAACUGUGAAAAAAAUACUUAGUGACAUUGGUUUGGAAUACUGUAAAGAACAUAUAGAAGAUUUUAAGCAGUUUGAACCUAAUGACUUUUAUUUGAAAAACACUACAUGGGAAGAUGUAGGAUUGUGGGACCCAUCGCUUACAAAAAAUCAGGACUAUCGGACAAAGCCCUUUUGCUGCAGUGCAUGUCCAUUUUCCUCGAAGUUCUUUUCAGCGUACAAAAGCCACUUCCGGAAUGUUCAUAGUGAAGACUUUGAAAAUAGGAUUCUUCUUAAUUGUCCUUACUGUACGUUCAAUGCGGACAAAAAGACUUUGGAAACGCACAUUAAAAUAUUUCAUGCUCCAAAUGCCAAUACACCAAGUGGAGGCAUCAGCACUUUUAAAGAUAAAAACAAACAUGAUAGCCUUAAACCUAAGCAGGCUGACAGUGUAGAACAAGCUGUUUAUUACUGUAAGAAGUGCACUUACCGAGAUCCUCUGUAUGAAAUAGUUAGAAAGCACAUUUACAGGGAACAUUUUCAGCACGUUGCUGCUCCUUACGUAGCGAAGGGAGGUGAAAAGUCACUCAAUGGUGCAGUUCCGUUAAGUUCCAGUACCCGAGAGGAGGGUAGUAUUCACUGCAAAAGAUGCCUUUUUAUGCCGAAAUCAUACGAAGCUUUAGUACAGCAUGUUAUCGAAGACCACGAACGUAUAGGAUAUCAGGUAACAGCAAUGAUAGGUCACACUAACGUAGUGGUUCCAAGAUCUAAACCUUUGAUGCUAAUAGCUCCAAAACCACAGGAUAAAAAGCCUAUGGGACUCCCUCAGAGGAUGGGUCCCCUUUCCCCUGGAAGUGUUCGAUCUCUUUCAUCACAACAGAUGAUGAACAGACUCACUAUACCAAAGCCUACAUUAAAUUCUGGAGGAGUGAAUAUGAUGUCAAAUGUUCACCUACAACAGAACAAUUACGGAGUCAAAUCAGUACCACCAAGUUACGUUGGUCAGCCAGGGGGAAGGCUGAACUUAAGCGGUAACGCACCUGUUUCUAUUCCACAACAAUCGCAAACAAUGAAACAGUUUUCGGCAAGUGGAAACGGAAGGCCUUAUACUCUUGGAGGGGAGCAGAGAUCACAGGCCUCGGCAAGAUACUCUCUUCAGUCUGCCAAUUCUUCUUCUCUUUCAUCAGCUCAGUUGAAACAGACGUCGUUAUCUCAGUCGCAGGCAGCUUCAAGAGUAUUAGGUCAGUCUGGCUCGAAAUCUCCUGUAGCUGCUACAGGUCCUUCCGCUGUCAAUACGUCAUCCACACAGAAGUGGAAAAUCUGUACAAUCUGUAACGAGCUGUUUCCUGAAAACGUGUAUAGCGUCCAUUUUGAAAAGGAGCACAAGGCUGAAAAGGUGCCUGCAGUAGCUAACUAUAUAAUGAAAAUACACAAUUUCACUAGCAAAUGUCUAUACUGUAAUCGCUAUUUACCCACUGAUACAUUGCUUAACCAUAUGUUAAUACAUGGUCUGUCUUGUCCGUAUUGCCGUUCAACCUUCAAUGAUGUUGAAAAGAUGGCUGCUCAUAUGCGAAUGGUUCAUGUUGAUGAAGAAAUGGGACCUAAAACUGAUUCCACUCUAACUUUUGAUUUGACAUUGCAGCAGGGCAGUCACACAAAUAUACAUCUUCUUGUAACCACCUACAACCUGAGAGAUGCUCCUGCUGACUCUGUAGCGUACCAUGCUCAGAAUACUCCCCCAGUUCCUCCAAAACCACAGCCGAAAACCCAGGAGAAGUCUGAUGUACCUGUAAAAAGUUCUCCGCAAGCAGCAGUUCCCUACAAAAAAGAUGUGGGGAAAACCCUCUGUCCUCUGUGCUUUUCAAUCCUAAAAGGACCCAUCUCUGAUGCACUUGCACAUCAUCUACGGGAGAGGCAUCAAGUAAUCCAGACAGUUCAUCCGGUUGAGAAAAAGCUAACCUACAAAUGCAUUCAUUGCCUUGGUGUAUAUACUAGUAACAUGACUGCCUCAACUAUAACGCUGCACCUUGUUCACUGCAGAGGUGUUGGGAAGACGCAGAAUGGCCAGGACAAAGGUACUUCCUCAUCUCGGCUAAGUCAGUCUCCGGCUGUAGCACCUGUAAAACGUACUUACGAACACAUGGAAUUCUCGCUAAUGAAGAAAAGGAAAAUGGAUGAUGAUGACUCCCCCUCUGCCUUUGAGGAGAAGCCUGAAGAACCUGUAGUUCUAGCAUUGGACCCCAAGGGCCAUGAAGAUGAUUCCUAUGAAGCCAGGAAAACAUUUCUUACAAAAUACUUUAAUAAGCAACCAUAUCCCACUAGGAGAGAGAUUGAGAAGCUGGCUGCCAGUUUGUGGCUAUGGAAAUCUGACAUUGCGUCUCAUUUUAGUAACAAAAGGAAGAAAUGCGUUAGAGAUUGUGAAAAAUACAAACCUGGUGUGCUGCUUGGUUUCAGUAUGAAAGAGUUAAACAAGGUUAAACAUGAAAUGGAUUUUGAUGCUGAAUGGCUGUUUGAAAACCACGAUGAAAAGAACUCCAGAGUCAAUGUUAGUAAGACUGUUGAUAAAAAGAUAAACUUAGAAAAAGACAAUGAAAGUUCCUCAGACAGCUAUGAAAAUAUUGAAGAGGAAUACAAUGAGAGCGGUAGUCCGUUUGGUCAGCGUAUUUCUGACCUUGGUGGGAAAACCUCUUCUGAUAGCAUAGCGGAGAACCCAGAGGACAGCAUAUCCAAGGAAAUCAUUGAAGAAAAUACAUUACAGUCUCCAGAGAAGUCUGAUCAAAAACAAGAGGAAAGCUCUAAAUAUGAAGAGAUUAUUUCUGCUGAAGAACCAGCAAAACUGGUGGGUGACGUUUCAGAUAGCGAAGGUGAUCAGGAUGAUCAAGAUGAUGCUGUUGAAUGGAAAGAUGGAGCUUCACAGUCUGAAAGUGGGCCUGGUUCUCAGCAGGUUUCUGAUUUUGAAGAUAAUACAUCGGAAGUAAAACCAGAAGUGUGGACAGAUGAAUCCUCCCAAAGUGAAGAUGCUGGUAGCAGUAAACCGACUGUUGAGACAAAAGGGGGUGGAUCUGAAAGCGAUGAAGAACAGUCAAAGUGGAAGAAUCGUUCCUAUGGAAAAGUAGAAGAGUUUUGGUCUAAGGACCAGUCGCAAUGGAAAAAUGCAUCCGAGAUUGAGGAGAGCUUGUCAAAUCAGCAGAUGGAAUGGCAGAAUAGCACAAUUGACAGUGAGGACGGAGAUCAGUUUGACAGUGUGACUGAUGGAGUAGCAGAACCAAUGCAUAGCAGCUUAACUGGUGUGGAGCUGAGUAGCCAGCAAGCAUAAGCUGCUCGAUUCAGAAGUGUCAGUAAUAGGAUCCAACCUACAACUGUCGAAACACUUCCAUGUCAGUGUGACUGCUAAGCUUAAAUUCUAACUGGUACUGCCUUUCAAGUGCUAGGUCAUGGCGUGUGGUGGUUGCGGCCACUUAUUCCAGUGGUUAUUUAAGGAUGCCGGUGGCUAAUCUUGCUUGAGAAUACCUGCUGGGAUGAGCACAGUAACUUAAUGUGAAAACGGAUAAGCUGGUGGCUCCAGAAUGCACACAGAGAAAAGCAGAGGUUUAUUUUAUCUGCAUUUUCAACAUUUAUUUCACUCUUGUACAUGUUCAGUUGUAUGUCUUUUUAAACAUUACCCUUUUUCACAUGGUAGUGUAGGGCCAACCAUACAAGCUACCAGUUCAACGUGUAUAGUAGACUAUGGGGAAAUUGAUUUUUUUCAUGUAUCAUUCUGAAUAGUUGAAAUGUAUAUUUGUACAGUCUUUUAGACCUAUUCAAGUGAAGCUUAUGAAAUUGUUCUUGUGUACCCAUCAUAGAUUUGUUUCUCUUUUUUAGUGUUGCCCUGCUGUGUAAUAAAUGCUGUAUCUAGUUUACCUAGCAAAAGCUUGAAACUGCUAUAGUAUGAAUUUUGACAAACUUAGUUUUUGCACAUAACCUUGUACAAUCUCAAAACAGAGCCCAGCAACAUAAAAAAAUAUAUCUGGACUCUAUUGUAUUAUAGAAUUUUCUUGUUCUGAAUAUCCUUGACAUUACAACUGAUGACAAACGUAUUUCAGAGCCAUUUUCUGAAAUCUUUUAAGCUAAAAAAGAAAAAUCACAUGCAAGAAACAAAUUUGCAGCUACUAAUUUUGACACCUUUUAGAUCUGUAUAAAAGUGUAUUGUGUUGAAGCAGCACACUGAAACAAAAGUGCUGCGUUUUGAAUAUUUAGUUUUAUCUUUAGUUAACACCAACAAGGUGUUGUAUUCAUUUAUACCAUCUAAUAUAUGACACACUGUUGUAG
Molecule: messenger RNA, 9751 nt
Organism: Egretta garzetta (little egret)
Lineage: Eukaryota; Metazoa; Chordata; Aves; Pelecaniformes; Ardeidae
Gene: ADNP
Product: activity dependent neuroprotector homeobox
Exons: 5
Coding region: 5121-8759 (1212 amino acids)
Biological process (GO): regulation of gene expression
Cellular component (GO): nucleus
Molecular function (GO): DNA binding
Source: RefSeq, a predicted model, not a curated record